AGGGAAGGAUUGUACAUGGAAGAGCAAGGGUGCGAGGUGAAGCUAAAGAGAAAGUGGGGGCUUCAGGGGACACCCUGGGUUCGGGGAAAAGGGAGAAGAUGGUGCUUUUGGUAUGGCAAAGAAAAAGAAGUUGGAAGAGAGCGCGGGUCUGAGGCACAGCAAAAAGUGGGUGUUAACGGGAAAACUGCCCUAGAGUUUGGGGGACUUUUUUUUCCAGCUUCCUUUCCAAGACUUUUUCUUUGCUCCAUUUUGCUCCUCCCCCUCCUUCCCGCCUCCUCCACUCCCCCCUCCUCCUCCUCGCGCGGUAAUGGGAGGCUCCUAGGCAGGAGAAGCAAAAGAAGGAAUUGUUUGCGAGUUCAGUCAUCCAAAAAGCUUCUUCCAUAUGGAGGGACCGGGUGCGCUGGGCGCCGCGUCCCCUACCUUGUCCUCCCGCUGCCGCCGCCGCGGCCGCCGCUUCCUGCCGCGGGGACCCUGAGCCCCGGCCCGCCGGUGUCAGCCGCCGCGCACGCACAGACACACACACACAGACACACACACGCACACACAAACACACACAGAAGAGACACACACGCGCACACCCUCACGCCCGCCACAGCCACACGCGCCGGCAGGCGCCCUCCCUCUCCGGCCGGCAACUUUUCCGUCCGCGGCUCCUUUGUUGCUCCAGCCGCGGCCGUUCGCCCGUGUUGUGUGUCCCCGGUGUCACCGUGCGUGUUGUGUGUCCGUGCGGCGCGGCGCUGUGUGGCUCCGUCUGCGCCCACCACGCUGGCCCCCGGGCCCCGGCUCGCCCUCCCCAGGCGCCGGCUGCAGCAGAGUUUCAGAACAAGCUUCCUGGAACCCAUGACCCAUGAAGUCUUGUCAACAUUUAUGCUGUCUGAGGGUAGCAGCUCGAAAGUAGAAGAAGUAGAUCUCCAGGACUUCAAGUUAGAUGUGCAGCACGUGAUUGAAGUGGAUGAGGGAAACACAGCAGUCAUUGCCUGCCACCUGCCUGAGAGCCACCCCAAAGCCCAGGUCCGGUACAGCGUCAAACAAGAGUGGCUGGAGGCCUCCAGAGGUAACUACCUGAUCAUGCCCUCAGGGAACCUCCAGAUUGUGAAUGCCAGCCAGGAGGACGAGGGCACGUACAAGUGUGCAGCCUACAACCCAGUGACCCAGGAAGUGAAAACCUCCGGCUCCAGCGACAGGCUACGUGUGCGCCGCUCCACCGCUGAGGCUGCCCGCAUCAUCUACCCCCCAGAGGCCCAAACCAUCAUCGUCACCAAAGGCCAGAGUCUCAUUCUGGAGUGUGUGGCCAGUGGAAUCCCACCCCCACGGGUCACCUGGGCCAAGGAUGGGUCCAGUGUUGCCGGCUACAACAAGACGCGCUUCCUGCUGAGCAACCUCCUCAUCGACACCACCAGCGAGGAGGACUCAGGCACCUACCGCUGCAUGGCCGACAAUGGGGUUGGGCAGCCCGGGGCAGCGGUCAUCCUCUACAAUGUCCAGGUGUUCGAACCCCCUGAGGUCACCAUGGAGCUGUCCCAGCUGGUCAUCCCCUGGGGCCAGAGUGCCAAGCUUACCUGUGAGGUGCGUGGGAACCCCCCGCCCUCCGUGCUGUGGCUGAGGAAUGCCGUACCCCUCAUCUCCAGCCAGCGCCUCCGGCUCUCCCGCAGGGCCCUGCGCGUGCUCAGCAUGGGGCCUGAGGACGAAGGCGUCUACCAGUGCAUGGCCGAGAACGAGGUCGGGAGCGCCCAUGCCGUAGUCCAGCUGCGGACCUCCAGGCCAAGCAUAACCCCGAGGCUAUGGCAGGAUGCUGAGCUGGCUACUGGCACACCUCCUAUACCACCCUCCAAACCCGGCAACCCUGAGCAGAUGCUGAGGGGGCAACCGGCGCUCCCCAGACCCCCAACAUCAGUGUGGCCUGGUUCCCCACAGUGUCCAGGAGUGAAGGGGCAGGGGGCUCCCGCCGAGGCUCCCAUCAUCCUCAGCUCGCCCCGCACCUCCAAGACAGACUCAUAUGAACUGGUGUGGCGGCCUCGGCAUGAGGGCAGUGGCCGGGCACCAAUCCUCUACUAUGUGGUGAAACACCGCAAGCAGGUCACAAACUCCUCUGACGAUUGGACCAUCUCUGGCAUUCCAGCCAACCAGCACCGCCUGACCCUCACCAGACUCGACCCCGGGAGCUUGUAUGAAGUGGAGAUGGCGGCUUACAACUGUGCAGGCGAGGGCCAGACAGCCAUGGUCACCUUCCGAACUGGACGGCGGCCCAAACCCGAGAUCAUGGCCAGCAAGGAGCAGCAGAUCCAGAGAGACGACCCUGGAGCCAGUCCCCAGAGCAGCAGCCAGCCAGACCACGGCCGUCUCUCCCCCCCAGAAGCUCCCGACAGGCCCACCAUCUCCAUGGCCUCCGAGACCUCGGUGUACGUGACCUGGAUUCCCCGUGGGAAUGGUGGGUUCCCGAUCCAGUCCUUCCGUGUGGAGUACAAGAAGCUAAAGAAAGUGGGGGACUGGAUUCUGGCCACCAGCGCCAUCCCCCCAUCGCGGCUGUCCGUGGAGAUCACAGGCCUAGAGAAAGGCACCUCCUACAAGUUUCGAGUCCGGGCUCUGAACAUGCUGGGGGAGAGCGAGCCCAGCGCCCCCUCUCGGCCCUACGUGGUGUCGGGCUACAGCGGCCGCAUGUACGAGAGGCCCGUGGCAGGUCCUUAUAUCACCUUCACGGAUGCGGUCAAUGAGACCACCAUCAUGCUCAAGUGGAUGUACAUCCCAGCAAGUAACAACAACACCCCAAUCCAUGGCUUUUAUAUUUAUUAUCGGCCCACAGACAGUGACAAUGAUAGUGACUACAAGAAGGAUAUGGUGGAAGGGGACAGGUACUGGCACUCCAUCAGCCACCUGCAGCCAGAGACGUCCUACGACAUUAAGAUGCAGUGCUUCAAUGAAGGAGGGGAGAGUGAGUUCAGCAACGUGAUGAUCUGUGAGACCAAAGCUCGGAAGUCUUCUGGCCAGCCUGGUCGACUGCCACCCCCAACUCUGGCCCCACCACAGCCGCCCCCUCCUGAAACCAUAGAGCGGCCGGUGGGCACUGGGGCCAUGGUGGCUCGCUCCAGUGACCUGCCCUAUCUGAUUGUCGGGGUCGUCCUGGGCUCCAUCGUUCUCAUCAUCGUCACCUUCAUCCCCUUCUGCUUGUGGAGGGCCUGGUCUAAGCAAAAAUAUACAACAGACCUGGGUUUUCCUCGAAGUGCCCUUCCACCCUCCUGCCCAUAUACUAUGGUGCCAUUGGGAGGACUCCCAGGCCACCAGGCCAGCGGACAGCCCUACCUCAGUGGCAUCAGUGGACGGGCCUGUGCUAAUGGGAUCCACAUGAAUAGGGGCUGCCCCGUGGCUUCAGUGCGCUACUCAGGCAUGAAGCCGCAGCAGCACUGUCCAGGCGAGCUUCGGCAGCAGAGUGACACCAGCAGCCUGCUGAGGCAGACCCAUCUUGGCAAUGGAUAUGACCCCCCAAGUCACCAGAUCACGAGGGGUCCCAAGUCUAGCCCGGACGAGGGCUCUUUCUUAUACACACUGCCCGACGACUCCACUCACCAGCUGCUGCAGCCCCAUCACGACUGCUGCCAACGCCAGGAGCAGCCUGCUGCUGUGGGCCAGUCAGGGGUGAGGAGAGCACCCGACAGUCCUGUCCUGGAAGCAAUGUGGGACCCUCCAUUUCACUCAGGGCCCCCAUGCUGCUUGGGCCUUGUACCAGUUGAAGAGGUGGACAGUCCCGACUCCUGCCAAGUGAGUGGAGGAGACUGGUGUCCCCAGCACCCCAUAGGGGCCUACGUAGGACAGGAACCUGGAAUGCAGCUCUCCCUGGGGCCACCGGUGCAUGUGUCUUUUGAAACACCACCUCCCACAAUUUAGGCAGAAGCCAAUAUCCCAGAAAGACUAUAUAUUGUUUUUUUUUUUUUAAAGAAGAAAAAAGAGACAGAGAAAAUUGGUAUUUAUUUUUCUAUUAUAGCCAUAUUUAUAUAUUUAUGCACUUGUAAAUAAAUGUAUAUGUUUUAUAAUUCUGGAAAGACAUAAGGAAUCCUACCCGUUGAGGUUGGAGAGGGAAAAUAAAGAAGCUGCCACCUAACAGGAGUCACCCAGGAAAGCACCGCGCAGGCUGGCGCGGGACAGACUCCUAACCUGGGGCCUCUGCAGCGGCAGGCGAGGCUGCAGGAGGCCCACAGAUAAGCUGGCAAGAGGAGGAUCCCAGGCACGUGGUUCAUCAUGACCCUAAGGGAAAGGCAAGGGUCACAGCAUCACAGCCUGGAGACACCCACACAGAUAGAUGGCUGGAUCCGGUGCUACGGGAAACAUUUUCCUAAGAUGCCCAUGAGAACAGCCCAAGAUGUGUACAGCACUAUGAGCAUUAAGAAACCUUCCAGAAUCAAUAAUCCGUGGCAACAUAGCUCUGUAAAAACAAACACUGUAACUUCUAAAUAAAUGUUUAGUCUUCCCUGUAA
Messenger RNA from Pongo pygmaeus (Bornean orangutan), 4466 nucleotides. It is a transcript of the gene BOC, whose product is annotated as BOC cell adhesion associated, oncogene regulated. Gene Ontology annotation, cellular component: axon. The record is from RefSeq and is a predicted model, not a curated record. The transcript is spliced from 18 exons. The coding region runs from base 16 to 3879 and encodes 1287 amino acids. Gene Ontology annotation, molecular function: protein binding. Gene Ontology annotation, biological process: axon guidance; cell-cell adhesion; nervous system development. Lineage: Eukaryota; Metazoa; Chordata; Mammalia; Primates; Hominidae.